UUCUGGGCGGCCCAUUCCGAAAUUCCGAGAGUCCAAAAGAGGCGGCGGCGGCGAUCCACACAUCUCGAGGCGCGGUGGCCAACCACUCCCCAUCCCUUCGUCGCCGCCGCGUCGUGCCGUGGGAAGCGGACGCCACCGCCAUGGGAGCGCUCGAGGAGGCCCACCUCGCCGCCGCCGUGGCCGCCGCGUGCGCGUGCGAGGAGGAGGAGGAGGAUGACCUCGAGCUGCUUGCCGCCGACGGCGAGGCGGCGUCGGCGUGGGACGACGACGCCAUGGAGCCGGCGGUGCGCGCGCUGCUGGUGGGGCUCGGCGAGGACGAGCGCCGCGAGGGGCUGCGCCGGACGCCCAAGCGCGUCGCCAAGGCCUUCCGCGACGGCACCCGAGCUGAUGAAAAUCCAACCUUUUUGUUGGAAUAAUAAAUCUUUCUUCUGCGAUUUACCAUUCUUCACAUGUUACAGGCAAAAAGUAAAGGACAUUGUGCAGGGUGCUCUGUUUCCAGAGGUUGGUGUCGACAAAAGGGCUGGCUCUGCUGGUGGAACUGGAGGGCAAGUUGUUGUUCGAGAUAUUGAACUUUUUUCGUACUGUGAGUCAUGCUUGCUUCCAUUCAGCAUACAAUGCCAUGUUGGAUAUAUGCCCUCCGGUGGAAGGGUGGUUGGGUUAAGCAAGCUUUCUAGAGUAUCUGACGUCUUUGCCAAGAGGUUGCAAAACCCUCAAAGACUAGCUAAUGAAAUCUGUGGUGCACUGCAUGCUAGCAUUCAACCUGCUGGUGUGGCUGUUGCUCUGCAGUGCUGGCACAUUCCUUUGCCAGAAAACUUGGAAUGCAAGACUUUGCAAGGUUGGAUCAGAACUUCACAUUCAUCUCGCUCUGGAGUUUUUGAGGGUGAGAACAACACUUUUUGGAAUGACUUCGUGGCUCUUCUUAAGCUUAGGGGCGUUGACAUGGAGAUGGACAGCCAUUCUGCCUCUCUAUCUUGGUGCCCCUUGAGGUCUCAUGAGGUCCCGUUCUCUAAUGGGCACUGCAAGAAGAGCACAGCCAAUGGCUCAAUUUUGCCCAAAUCAGUACCGACUCCCUCUAACAUGGUUUCUGCUGUUAGCUCAAUGCUCCUAUCCCUUGGUGAGGACCCGCUCAGGAAAGAACUUUUAGGCACUCCUCAGCGUUACGUUCAGUGGCUAAUGAAGUUCAGAGCAUGUAAUCUACAAGUAAAUCUGAAUGGCUUUACACUUAAUAAUGUUAGUGUAUAUGAUAGGCCAGAUGGAGACGCGGCUGAUCACCGGACAAUCCGUUCUGAGCUGCAUUUGCCAUUUUGUGCUCAAUGUGAGCACCAUCUUCUGCCCUUCUAUGGAGUAGUGCACAUUGGGUACUUUGACAAUGGAAGCGGAGAAGGCAUUGAUCGGUCACAUUUUCAGGCCUUGGUUCAUUUCUAUGGAUGCAAGCUUCAAGUUCAAGAAAGGAUGACAAGGCAGAUAGCUGAAGCAGUUUAUUCUGCUUCACACAAUGGGGCCAUAGUUGUUGUGGAGGCCAAUCACAUUUGCAUGAUAUCAAGGGGAAUAGAGAAAAUCAGGAGCAACACCGCAACAAUUGCAGUUUUGGGCCAGUUCUUGACCGACCCUUCUGCCAAGGCAUGCUUCUUACAGAACGUUUUAGACACAGCUGAUUCGGUGGUAUGAAUCUCAUCAACAAAGGAUACGUGAUAUUUAAUUCCUUGUUGUCAUUUCAGAAAAGCACUGAAAGAAAAUUUAUAUGGUUGGGAGUUAUUACUAUCCAGUAAUGGCAAUGUUUGCCAAUCUACUGGUCUUUUGUGAUUCCAUAGAAAACUCACGUUGCUUGAUUGCUGCAAUUUUUUGUCGCCUGGAAGAUUGUACCAAGGAUAUCACAGGAAGCGCCAAAAGGGUUUUUGGUUCUCUCGUGUUGUACCAUGACAUUUAUAUGGCACAUCAAAUAAAUAGUAAUAGUUGCAGCUGUGCCGAGAAAGAUAAACACUCAGAUAUGUUUCAAAUGUUGUCAAAUUGCCAUAUGUUCUUGCAAUUUUGGAGAUAAAUUCAGUUUUGUUGUAGUAUUGAAUUUGCAGCUGUGCCAAGAAAUAUAGUUACUCGGAUAUGUUUUGAUGGU
Phragmites australis (common reed) is the source of this 2110-nucleotide messenger RNA. Its product is annotated as GTP cyclohydrolase 1-like. The record is from RefSeq and is a predicted model, not a curated record. Gene Ontology annotation, biological process: tetrahydrofolate biosynthetic process; tetrahydrobiopterin biosynthetic process. Gene Ontology annotation, molecular function: GTP cyclohydrolase I activity; GTP binding; zinc ion binding. The transcript is spliced from 4 exons. NCBI's taxonomy places the organism in Eukaryota, Viridiplantae, Streptophyta, Magnoliopsida, Poales, Poaceae. Gene Ontology annotation, cellular component: cytoplasm. The coding region runs from base 214 to 1668 and encodes 484 amino acids.